Messenger RNA from Torulaspora globosa, 1164 nucleotides. It is a transcript of the gene TOM40, whose product is annotated as TOM complex pore protein TOM40. Gene Ontology annotation, cellular component: mitochondrial outer membrane; mitochondrial outer membrane translocase complex. The transcript has a single exon. The record is from RefSeq and is a predicted model, not a curated record. Gene Ontology annotation, molecular function: transmembrane protein transporter activity. Gene Ontology annotation, biological process: protein import into mitochondrial matrix. Bases 1 to 1164 code for a protein of 387 amino acids. NCBI's taxonomy places the organism in Eukaryota, Fungi, Ascomycota, Saccharomycetes, Saccharomycetales, Saccharomycetaceae.
AUGGCAAGCCCUGCAACGUUGACAGAUUUCACCAAGAUUCCUUCGAUGCCUGGAGUGUCUCCAAUGACCCCAGAUCAAGCUAAAGGCGGGUUCUGGUCGUCGAAUCCAAUCUCUAGUUUUUGCAUUGAUGCGUACAGAAACGUUCAUGCUCAUAGACAGUCACUGUCACUGGUGAACCCCGGUACAGUGGAAAAUCUCAACAAAGAAGUCGCCCGUGAUGUGUUUCUGUCACAGUACUUUUUUACUGGUUUGCGAGCCGAUCUCAAUAAGGCAUUCUGUUUGAAUCCAGCGUUUCAAACUUCUCACACUUUCUCAAUGGGGUCCAGUGCCCUGCCAAGCUAUGCGUUCUCCGCUUUGUUUGCAGAUGACAACCUGUUUGUUCAAGGUAACCUUGAUAACGAAUUCUCACUGUCCGGAAGAUUGAACUACGGUUGGAAUAAGAACAACAUUUCUAAAGUCAACCUACAGUUGGCUCACGGACAGCCAACUAUGUGUCAAUUGGAGCAAGACUAUCAAGGCUCUGAUUUCUCAUUAAACUUCAAGACUUUGAACCCAUCGAUCUCUUCCAAGGGCUUGUUCAAUGGCGUUGCUGUAGGUUCCAUAUUACAGAGCAUCACCCCACAACUAUCGCUAGGUUUGGAACUUUUGUACUCCAGAGGCCAAGGAAACGCGCCAGCCGACGCUGGCGUGUCAUAUUUGACCCGUUAUGUCUCUGCUAAGCAAGAUUGGAUUUUCUCGGGUCAAAUGCAGGCGAACGGUGCCCUGAUUGCCUCUUUUUGGAGGAAAGUGGCUCCUAACGUCGAGGCAGGUAUUGAAACCACUCUACAGGCAGGUAUGGUCCCAAUCACCGACCCAGUUGUCGGUACGUCGAUUGGUAUUCAACCAACUAUCGAAGGUUCCACUACCAUUGGCGCCAAGUACGAAUACAGGCAAUCUGUUUACCGUGGUACCGUCGACAGUAACGGUAAGGUUGCUUGCUUCCUAGAGAGAAAGAUCCUGCCCACUUUGUCAGUGUUGUUCUGCGGUGAAAUUGAUCAUUUCAAGCAAGAGAGCAAAUUGGGAUGCGGUUUGCAAUUUGAAACUGCCGGUAACGAGGAACUGUUAAUGAUGCAACAAGGUUUGGAUGUCAAUGGCAACCCACUGCAGGCUCCAUCUCAAGUUUAA